CCAAGAGCAAGAGAUAGAUUGAGGGUGUCUGGGGAGCAAUGGAGCGCAGAACCAGGUUGUACCUGGAAGUUUUUACAAGGAUUUCAGAUUAAUAUGAGCAACAAAAAAUAAAAAUUUGCUAUUUUCUCCCUUUACAUGUGUGCUGUUCCAAAGAAUGGGCAGGAGAAAAAAAGUUUUUGGAAAAGAAAAAGAAAUCAUCCAGGCAAAGAAUAUGAAACAAAACAGAAUUCCACAUUUUAUAACUUCAGAAUUAGAAUGUCAUAUGUUACUCUUUUUUAUAUGAAGCAAUCUAUGUUGUAUAGAAUUUCUUGUUCUUAAAAUGUCAGACAAAUCUCCUGAAGGAAAAAGACCUCGUAAAAGUUUGUCAAAAAGUAAAAAUCACAAGAAUGAAACCAGAACUAAAAAAGCUCUAUUUAAAUCCAAUUCUGUUAUUUCAUUUUUUAACAAUGUACCUCCAGCCAAACUUGCUUGUCCUAUCUGUGGUCAAAUGGUAUCAAGAUAUGGCUUAAAUAGGCACAUUGAUGAAAUGUGUCCACAGAACAAUGAUGAAGUAAUUCAAAAUGAUACAACAGAAUCUGAUAGCUCAGUAAAUUCAAAUCCAUCUCUAGUUGAUUUAGCUGAAACAACUAUAGGGCAUACACCUCCAAAGCAAUCUUUACCUCCCCAAAUAAAUUUGGGCCACAUCAAAAGUAAUUCUGCAAAAAGUAACAUGACACAGAAAACUAGUCCAUACUUUAAGAAUAAUGAUAAUUUAGUAAGCAGUAGUCGAGAGGAAUUGAAACUUCAAACAAUGAAAAUUAUUCCCUUAGGAAGCCUCUCAUCAAAACUGUCUAGGAGAUACAUCGAAGCUAGAAAAUUGGUAGCUAAAAAUGAGAGAGUAGGGAAACAGGAAGUUCUUAGGACACAAAGUCCAAUUCCUCCAGUUGUUAAAGAAGUGGAAGCCAACUUUGCCACAGAUGGGGAUGAGGAUCAGAUUUUGGGGAGUGGAUCUCAAAAGGAAAAUGUUUUUGUUUCUGCAAAGACUGCUGGAUCCCUUGAUAAAGAAAGCACUACUUGUGAAUAUGCCUUAGAAGAUACAGAAAAGAUAGAAAAUGAAACCCAGCCUGAUACCCAAGAAUGUGGAACAUUAGUUUCCACACUUGUUUUUACAGAUAAAACUCAUGGCAAUACAUUGUCAACUUCAGAGAAUAUUCUUAAGACACAGAAGAAUUUUGAAAUUGUGAGUAGCAAAACUGGAAAUGAGAAUAUAAUACAAUCAAAUGGAUAUAAUCAAGUAAUAAUGACUGCUGUUUCAGAAGGCCAAACUCAGAGGACCCAAAAUGCUUUCUCGGAAGCUAAUUUGGCAGUGACAUGUAAUAGUCAUGUAAGCACUUAUUUUGAAAGGAAUAACACAAAAACACUAAUGAAGAAAAAUCACGUCGACUUAAAAAAUGAAAUCAUUCAUGACUCUGCUUAUUUGGAUUCCAGUAAAGAACUGGAACCAGUUGAUGAUGAAUCUGAAAGAAUAAGUCAAGGUAGUUGUCAUUUGGACUUGACCUCUGAUUUUUUGGAGCAUCCAUACUACCUUAGGAAUUUCCUCAUGGUACUAAAAGCAGUUUUUGAGAACGAAGAUGAUCUGAAGCUCUUUGAUGAACAGGAUAUGGAAAUCAUAACCAAGUUUUAUAAACUAUCAGCAAAUGGGCAGAAGUUAUAUGUAAGACUUUUUCAACGCAAGCAAAUAUGGAUAAAAACUAACAAGCUGGAUUAUGGAGAGAUUGACACAGAUUUAUCACCAACAAUUGAAGAAUUAAAGCAAGUAGGCUUUCUGCAGACAGAAUCAGAAUUACAAGAACUCCCUGAAGUACUUGAGUUGCUUUCUGCUUCUGAGCUAAAAACCUUAGCAAAGAUGUUUCAUUUGACAAAUUCCAGUGGACAGAAACAGCAGCUAGUGGACACAUUUCUCAGGCUGGCCAAACAGCGUUCCAUCUUCAAUUUUGGCAAGAAUCAGCCCAGCAUUGGUACAGUGAUUUUGAAAAGAGCAAAGGAUUUGGUAGGACAAUCUAUAAGGAUCAGUAAUGGUCCUCGGGCUGUGUUUUCCCGUAUUUUACUGCUAUUUUCAUUGACUGAUUCAGUGGAAGAAGAAGAAGCUCCUUGUGGUGGGCAAAGCCAGCUUUUCACAGUACUGAUGGUCAACAGAGGCCAAUUAACUUUUCCCAGUUACACAAUAAAUAGGAAAACACCAAUCUUCCAAGAUAAAGAAGAUCUCGUCAGAUAUGCUUCCGCUGCUCAUACGUUGAAUGAUAUUUCUGCUGCUAUGGCAAAUGGGAACUGGAAAGAAGCUAAUGAGCUCUGCAAGUGUGCAAAGGAGGAUUGGAACAAGCUAAAAUAUCAUCCAUCCCUAAGAUACCAUGAAGAUUUGCCUCUCUUCUUGCGGUGUUUUACUGUUGGGUGGCUUUAUACAAGGAUUUUCUCUAGAGCUGUUGAAAUACUACAGAGAUUACACAUGUAUGAGGAAGCAGUAGAAGAACUUGAAAAUCUUUUGUCUCAAAAAGUAUAUUGUCUUGAGAGCAGAGGACGAUGGUGGGACAGAUUGGCACUUAAUUUACAUCAACACUUGAAACGUAUUGAGCAGGCUAUUCAGUGUAUCACAGAAGGGCUGUUGGAUCCACAUGUAAGAACUGGACAUCGUUUUUCUCUUUACCAACGAGCAAUUCGACUGAAAGAUUCUCCAAGCUGUAAAAAAUUCAGCUACCUUUUCCAUAAAAUGCCAGUUAUGACUAUUAAAGAUGUUACCCACGUGACUAUAAAAGGGAAAAUGUGUCCACAAAGUGGAAUGGGAAAGUCUGUGUUUCUGCUGGAGGACACGGAUACAAAAGGAGAUGAAUGUACUGUGACCACAGUCAUGUGUUCUGUCGAGGAGCUGGCUUUAGCCCAUUACAGGCAAAAUGGCUUUGACAAAGGUAUUCACGGAGAAGGCUCCACCUUUAUUACAUUGUAUAGCCUUCUGCUCUGGGACAUCAUUUUUAUGGAUGGGAUACCAGAUGUUUUUAGAAAUUCCUAUCAGGCCUUCCCAUUGGAUUUGUAUACUGACAGCUUCUAUGAAAACAGACGCGAUGCGAUCGAGUCCAGGCUCCAGAAGAUUCAUGAGGCUUCUCCUGAGACUCUGAGAGAGUGGAUUGCAAAUGUGUGGAAUGCUCACGAGGGCGAAGUAGCAUCCGGAGUCACCUGGGACAGGUUCUCUUCUCUUCAGCAAGCACAGGACCUGGUGUCCUGUCUCAGAGGACCUUUCUUAAGUGGCGUGUGUAGACGGCUAGCUACAGACCUUCGGCAUCACAGAGGGGGGCUCCCGGAUCUCGUUGUAUGGAAUACUCAGGAGAACCACUUUAAGUUGGUAGAAGUUAAAGGGCCCAACGAUCGUCUUUCCCACAAGCAGAUGAUUUGGUUGGAUGAACUGCAACAAUUGGGAGCCCAAGUAGAAGUCUGUCAUGUGGUCGCAGUUGGAGCUAAGAGCAAAUGCCUCAGCUAGAGAUUACGGAACUUGGGUUGUUUUGUCACUUUCUGCUGCUGGUUGUUUUUUCUUCUUAAAAAAAUAAAAUGUUGCUGCUACAGUUUA
Molecule: messenger RNA, 3592 nt
Organism: Gracilinanus agilis (Agile Gracile Mouse Opossum)
Lineage: Eukaryota; Metazoa; Chordata; Mammalia; Didelphimorphia; Didelphidae
Gene: FAN1
Product: FANCD2 and FANCI associated nuclease 1
Exons: 15
Coding region: 320-3505 (1061 amino acids)
Biological process (GO): interstrand cross-link repair
Cellular component (GO): nucleus
Molecular function (GO): flap-structured DNA binding; 5'-3' exonuclease activity; 5'-flap endonuclease activity
Source: RefSeq, a predicted model, not a curated record